This is a messenger RNA of Cavia porcellus (domestic guinea pig), 1780 nucleotides long. It is a transcript of the gene Rab32, whose product is annotated as RAB32, member RAS oncogene family. Gene Ontology annotation, molecular function: GTPase activity; GTP binding. Bases 127 to 801 code for a protein of 224 amino acids. The transcript has 3 exons. Gene Ontology annotation, cellular component: Golgi apparatus; lysosome; late endosome. Gene Ontology annotation, biological process: endosome to lysosome transport; phagosome-lysosome fusion. NCBI's taxonomy places the organism in Eukaryota, Metazoa, Chordata, Mammalia, Rodentia, Caviidae. The record is from RefSeq and is a predicted model, not a curated record.
GUGACCUGCAAGCCUGGGAGGGCAGCGGGCUGGGCGGUCACUGCGAAGUUUCCGCAGCAGCCGCGGGGUCCCCACCAGCUCGCCCGGAGCAGCGGCCCGGAGCAGCGGCGGGGCGGACGCGGACCCAUGGCCGGCGGGGGAGCCGGGGCCCCGGGGGCGGUGGAGGCCUCCGCAGCGCCCGACACCCGCGAGCACCUCUUCAAGGUGCUGGUGGUCGGCGAGCUCGGCGUGGGCAAGACCAGCAUCAUCAAACGCUACGUGCACAAGCUCUUCUCGCAGCACUACCGGGCCACCAUCGGCGUGGACUUCGCCCUCAAGGCUCUCAACUGGGACAGCCGGACGCUGGUGCGCCUGCAGCUGUGGGACAUCGCGGGUCAGGAGCGGUUUGGCAACAUGACUCGAGUAUACUACAAGGAAGCUGUUGGUGCUUUUGUAGUCUUUGAUAUAUCAAGAGGUUCCACGUUUAAGGCAGUGUUAAAAUGGAAAAAUGAUCUGGAUAGUAAAGUUCAUCUUCCCAAUGGCAGCCCUAUUCCUGCUGUCCUGCUAGCUAACAAAUGUGACCAGAACAAGGACAGUGGCCAUAACCCUUCACAGAUGGACCAAUUCUGCAAAGACCAUGGCUUUUCUGGAUGGUUUGAAACUUCUGCCAAGGAUAAUAUAAACAUAGAUGAAGCCGCCCGGUUCCUGGUGGAGCACAUUCUUGCAAACUGUAAGCACUUUCCUAGUGAAGACAACGAUGUGGACAAAAUUAAACUGGAUCAGGAGACCUCAGUAGGAGAGCGCAGAGCACAGUGCUGCUGACGUGGCUUUUGCACCUCCCGUGCCUUCCUUGGUCCUGAGACAGGCUGGAGGAUGAUCAGGUGUUGCUGUGGACUGUGAAUCCCCCACCCGUGCCUUUCACAGUCCUGUUCCACAGGGCCCCUCUGAUCACUGAAAACCAGGACAGGGGGAGAAAUAACCCCACUCGUGUUUCUGUGACUUAAGAUGACCCCAGGCUUUGGUUGCUGUCCCCAUGCUACGGAGGAUAAUGUUUACAUCCUUUUAAACACCUUUGUGACUUUGCUUGUGUAGUUUUUAGUGUGAGCACUGGGUGGUAAUAAACUUCUCUGCAGUGCUCCUAUAAUGUUGAGUCUGUCUGUCUUCAGUUCAUUCUUACUCUUCAAGAGAUUUUUAGACUAUCUUAGUGACAGACACUCAGAGCUACUGUUUGGAAGGUCUAUUUUCUAUUUAAAAUUUGGCAUUCCAUGUAAACUUUUUUUCCCUUAAAUACUGUGAGUCCACCAGUCAUAACUGGUGUGGCAUGUGGUCACAUCUCUUAAAGCUAUUGUUACCCUUCCUAAUUUCCCAAAAGAUGGACUUUACGCCUCUGUAUCGUGGAUGUCUCCUUCUGGACCCAUUUACCACCACUUAGAAAUGAUGUCAGUGAAUAGUUCUUCUCUCUUCCUAGUCCUGUCUCUUCACUCUCAGUAUGUUUAUGUUUUCAACCAAGAACUGUAUUGAUGUUACCAUUCCAGUUCUCUCUCCCUAGAGCUAGAGUAUGUCUCAACAGUACUUUUCCAAUCUGUAAUGGUAAUAGUCAAAAAGAACUUUUGUAAAGCACUUAGAAUUGUAUCUGAGCUUCUGAAGUAUGAAUUGUGAAAGAAAUUAGGUCAUGUAUGAUUUUUCUAUAAAAACUUUGCACAUUUAUAGUAUAAUGACUGAAAAACUUCAGGCAGAUUCAACAAUGUUUGUGUAGCUAUUAAACCCAAUGAAGGAAAAAGAAUAAAUAUUUUAAGUGAAA